Molecule: messenger RNA, 231 nt
Organism: Sphaeroforma arctica JP610
Lineage: Eukaryota; Ichthyosporea; Ichthyophonida
Exons: 1
Source: RefSeq, a predicted model, not a curated record
AUGCCCUUGAGAAGGAUUAGAAGCAAGCCUGAAAAGGACAAGGACAAGGAUAAGUCGGAGAGUGACAGUAGCAGAGGUCGCCAUAUAAUUGACAAUUUCCGAAGGCAGCUGUCUAAGUUGCCUAAUUUGACUGGGCCACUAAAUAGGAAACAACCGGGGCCAACUAUAUCAGCCAGUGAAUAUGAUCAUCUCAGUGACAAAGAUGUUGAAAACUUGCUGGAUAUGCAACGG